UGUACACUCUCACAUUCCACUGGAUAACAAAGUAUGAAUGUUCUUCCCAGAGCAAAUGCUCGAAUCAUUGUUUUCUGUCGGACUUUUUAAGCGACGGACACAUUGAUCCAGACAAGCAGCAUCCACAAGUUUAAGCUUCAUCACGAAACUUGGUCAAAUCUAUUCUUGAGUAUCAGCAGGUGACAACAUGUUGCUGUACAUGUUGGUCCUCAUGGCGUAUCGCAGCAGCAGGUGGAUGCCCAGGAAGCAGAGACUCAACUUCCAAAUAAUCAACGUGCUGUUCACAGCCCUCGUGGUGGUCCCUCAGCUGUACGUCAUCGCCAGGCCCAAAUCGUCAAGAUACUGCAAGCAGCCUUUAGUGAACAACAUGUCAGCGUCCAUCGCCCUGUCGCUCAUCGCAUCAGGUUUUUCGGUGGUCUUCACCCUAAUCGAGACAGUUCCUCAGGGCUUGUGGGCGUCCUUCCAGGUGUUUGGAUUGCUGUCAUUGGGACACGCAGUGUGCAGCGCCAUCUUGACGCUGACUGCGUCCGCAUGCGCCGCAACCACACCCGAGCUGUACCACAUGUCUCUGUUCCUUUCGCUGGCUUCCAUUCUGAGCACAGGUGCACUUGUGGUCAAAGGAGUCCUGUGGUUGACAGAAGGCAGGAACAAGUCAAAAGAGUCCAGCUGUCAUCCAAUCUGCUCACAUAAAUAUUUCAUGUGCUUUCCAUGCCGCCGGCAGCAGGGUAUGCGGAAGGAAACAGAAGCAUUGGAACUGCAGACGGAUUUAAUGUUCGCUAAAAACAGAGCUAAAUGCGGAAAGUUGUAG
Molecule: messenger RNA, 808 nt
Organism: Nerophis lumbriciformis (worm pipefish)
Lineage: Eukaryota; Metazoa; Chordata; Actinopteri; Syngnathiformes; Syngnathidae
Source: RefSeq, a predicted model, not a curated record